Messenger RNA from Balaenoptera musculus (blue whale), 893 nucleotides. RefSeq names its product retbindin (gene RTBDN). Lineage: Eukaryota; Metazoa; Chordata; Mammalia; Artiodactyla; Balaenopteridae. The transcript has 7 exons. Gene Ontology annotation, cellular component: external side of plasma membrane. Gene Ontology annotation, molecular function: riboflavin transmembrane transporter activity; signaling receptor activity; riboflavin binding. The record is from RefSeq and is a predicted model, not a curated record. Bases 1 to 888 code for a protein of 295 amino acids.
AUGAGGCUUUUCCGGUUACUGGUGCGGCAGCUGCGGGGAAGGCGAGGCAAGGGGCCGGACCCGGCCGUAGCCCAGAUCAGCUUGAAUGAGCCGCCCCUUGGACCAGCUGGCCAGGCCAGGCGGCUGCAAUGGCCCAAUCAAAAUCAAGACCUGGAUUUUCUCCGCCAUGGAGCCCGGUACUCCAGACUCGGGUACAAUGGGCCUACGAGGGUGGACAUGGCCUGCAGGGGUUGCACUCAACCCAGGGGCCUGGCCUGGGCCCUGCAACUGACCCUGGCAUGGAUCCUGCUGGGGGCUUGUGGAGGGAGCCACCCACUCCCAGCUAGAUCCCAGAGACACCAUAGGCUGGCAACCAAUCUGGGCACAAGCCAGCUGCACCUGGCAGAGAUGAACACACCAGAGGCAUUGGACCCUGGGAUCGUCUCAGUGCGCUGUGGGGAGCUGAGCCCCGGGUGUGAAUCCUUCCUGGAACACCUCCAGGUUGCCCUCCGCAGUCGUUUCCACCUGCUGCUAUUGGGGGUACGCCAGACACAGCCUCUCUGCUCGGAGCUCUGCGAUGCCUGGUUUGUCACCUGCGAAAGUGAUAUCAUCUGCAGCCCGACUUGGCUCCCACUCCUAGAAAAGAGGGGCUGCGAGCCUGGCUGCACCACCUAUGGGCAGACUUUUGCUGACGGAGCGGAACUUUGCCGCUCAUUUCUGGGCUACGCGGUACCAGUGGCGGAUCCUGGCUCUGGUCACUGCCUCAACAUUUCCAUCUCGGUGCUGCCGCAUCCCAGACACGCACGGAGGGCCCGGGAAACCACUUUCCGGCGCUCCCGCCGCCCUCGCACCUGGAUCCUGGACGCUGCGAGCAGCGGAAGUGGCAGUGGAAGUGGAAGCGGCCCCUAGGGGGC